This is a messenger RNA of Lepisosteus oculatus (spotted gar), 5825 nucleotides long. The record is from RefSeq and is a predicted model, not a curated record. Lineage: Eukaryota; Metazoa; Chordata; Actinopteri; Semionotiformes; Lepisosteidae.
CCUCACUGUCCUCGCUCAGACCUGAUCCCAGGUAGUGCAGUAAAGCCUCAAUGACAGCAUUGUGAAGCCAUAUAAAAGCCCAGUGAGAUCAGUGGAAAAUUAACCAAGAUGCAAAUUUAACGUUUUCCGAAGGGGGUGGCACAUUUCAGGGAGAGGGGAGGGACAAGACAGGCUUGCCUGAAUUUUUAAAAACCGUUUGCUGUAGCUACAAUAUCAGCCCUCGCUACAUCCGUGUGCUGCAGCCAAGACUGCUCUGGGAGCUCUAGUCUAGGGGAAUCCCGAGUUAAGGAAGUAGCACUAAAGACGGUACGGAGCAGAGUGCACAGUCCACAGUCUCUGCUGGCUUCUGGAUUGAUCCUCUUGCAGCUACUAUUUUUCUGCAAACACUGCAAACUAUUUUUCUUGCUUUUUUCCCCCACUGAGGACUGAAGACCCUUCCUAUUCACCAAUCAUGCCUGCAAAUUUAUCCACGUGGGCGAAGGAUGCCCGUCCUUAAGAACCUGCCGGGGAGGCUGAAGGGGAGAAAGGGGAGCGGAGAGGUGGCGAAGCUGAGAGGGGAGCUGAUCCUGCGCAAGAUGAGCCUGAACCCUUUCGAAGAGGUGGACCGGGAGGAGGAGGCCGAGGAGAACGAAAACUCCUCCCUGAGAGGGGGGACGCUGGGGGGGAAGAACCCCUUCGAGGAGGAAGAGGAGGAGAACGAGGUGAACGAGGAGCGGCGCAGCUUGGGGGGCCGGAACAGCCCCCUGCGGGGCACGCUGGAGCGCAUGCGCUCCCCACUCAAGACCCUGGGCAAGCUGGGCAAGGGGCUGCGCAUGUCGGGGCGCAGCAGGGGGGAGAACAGCCCGGCCUCCCGGCACCCCAGCGACAUCACCGCCCACGACAGGGACAAGAAGAAGCAUGUGCGCAGGAGCUCGGAGGAGAUCGUGUCUCUGCUCAGGCUGCCUGGAAAGCGCAAGGAGAGCCUGCCUAACGGGGACCCCCUGAGCCCGGGGGAGAAGGAGGAGACGGAAAAGAGGCGCACGUCCUUUCUCAAGAUGGUGAGGGGCGGGAAGACCAAAAACCCUUCCGAGAAAGGGUCGCCCGAGCCCGAGGAGGAGAAGGUGGUCGAGCAGCCUGAAGUGAAACCCAAGGAGCCGCUAUCUGUGCUGGAGAUCCUGCAGCUGGUGACGAAGAGGGACCUGUUCCUGGCCGACACCCACAUCCUGGAACUGGAGCGGGAGUGCGAGGAGGCCGCGCUGGGGGGACCGGGCACCCCCACGGCGGGCGGCGCCGACGAGGCCACGAGCCCCACCAAGGACGGGGGCCGGCGCAAGGCCAAGGACGUGGAGCUGCUGUACGAGGCGCUGCAGAAGGAGCUGUGGGACGUGGUGCGCGAGUCCCUGCGCUGCCCCAACCCCGGCUCCACCCUGCGGCUGGUGGUGCAGGUCGUGGAGCAGGAGGAGGCGGCGGAUCAGGACUGGGUGCAGAAGGAGGGGGGGCAGCAGGGCCCCCGGCCGCGGCAGCUCAAGCGCAAGUGGAAGGAGGCGGUGGCGGGGGCAGCGAACGGCAGCCUCCCCCAGCACGAGGAGGCCCAGAGUGGGCAGCUGGCCGGCUUCCUGGGGCAGCUGAGGACCCGCGUGGUGGAGGAUCUGGGCGCGGCCAGCAGGAACGUGGUGUCCAUCUACCCUGACGACUACAACGCCUUUAACGUCUACGUGCAGAGCUACCACCAGGCCAUCGGCCAGCGCCUGCAGAACCUCACCAGAUACCCCCUCACCAUCUCGGACAACUACGCCCUGCUGGACUGGAUUCACAACACAUACAACAGGGAGGUAUUGGCCAACAUUAGCCUGACUCGUGCCAUCGACCGCACCAGUCUGGGUCCAGUGCUCCCACUGGAGAUUGUGGAGAAACUGGAGCAGGACUGUAUCAGUUCUGUCAGGGACAAGGUGACGACAGAACUGUUGCAGGUACUGGAGGAGGAGGAGAGGCGAUGGACAGGGUCCCGACACAUAGAGGAGUAUCAGUCCACUCUCGCCAGCACCGUCAUCAAGAGGCUGCAAGUAGACCUGGACAAAUCGGCCACCAUCACCAGAGACCUGGGCUCUCGUGUGGCACAGUGCUGUCUCACUGGGCUAGCAGAGUUCCUGUCCAGGUUCCAGAGGAAGGUCGAGUUCUUCCACGAAACCCAGAUGGAGUUUGGCCAGCAGGGUGACGGCUAUAUCUCGAAGACCAUCGCCCUCGUCAACUGCUGCCCCCCUUUCAGGGCCUUCGUGCGCCGUUGCACCCAGUGCGAGCCGGCGGAGUGCGAGGAGGCGACGAGGCGGGCCAACGCCUCUCUGGACAAGAUCGUAAAUCAGGGAGUGAGGGUGCUGACGGACAGGCUGUUUGACCACAUCAAGCCCUACUUCGACAAGCUGGUGAAGAGGAAGUGGCUGAACAACACAGAGGCCUUCGAUACCAUCCAGGAGACAAUCAAGAUCCACUUCAAGAGGUUCCGCCGGAUGGACAGCCCCCCCUAUCUGGUACAGACACGUUUGUACCCCUGUCUUUCUGGGGACUCAGGUCCCGGUUUUAUUUCCUAUUCCACCUCUGUUUUUUGUGGUGGAGCGCAUGAUGUUCGUGGAAUAAACACUAAUUCCACUGGGGCCCUUCUGUUUUUCCUUCAGGAAUCCGAGGCCUCGUGGCUGGACAACGCCAUCCCACUGCUCUCCGAGAUCAUUGUGCUGGAAGACACCCCCUCGAUCCAGAUGGAAGUGGGAGUCCUGGUCAGGGAGUACCCAGAUAUCCGGAAGAAGCACAUUUCCGCCGUCUUGAACAUCCGUGGAAUGAUGCGCCAGGUGGAGCGGCAGGAGAUCCUGAACAUCGCGAAGGACUUCGAGAACAGCGACAGCCUGACGCAGCUCUCCCGCGACCGGGCCCUGUUCUCCGAGGUACCCGUGACCUCGGAGGUCCACUGCCUCAACCUGGGCCUCAGCCGCCUCGCCCUCACCACCUCCUCCUGCCUCUCCCUCGUCCGGUCCAGCCGGAAGAGCUCACGGAGGCGGGAGGCUCCCGAGGACCAGCUCUAACUCCGGACAGCGCUGACUCGUGUGUGUGUGUGGGGGGGCGUUGUCUUUUUCGACGAGUCAGCCCCUCUUUGGAGUUGAAUCAUCAGAUCCUGAUCUUGCUAAAAAAGAAUCUCAAGAAAAUGAACUGAGGUUCGUCUGCUGGUACCUUUGAUCCUAGGGCUUCUCGUUCAUCUGAGACUCCUGGCAGCAGAGUGCGGGCUGAUUUGUGCUGUGUCAACGUCAGAAACAGCGCUUAUUUGUUCUCUGCUGCCCUGGGUGCAGGGUGCCUUUCUGUGAUAUGACGCUCUGAAUGGACUCACCUUGUGGUAUAAAGCUGGUGUGAACGUCUACAUCAGGAUAAUACAAGGUAGUGCGAUUUUUCUCUUCUUUGUCAUGCGGACCGAGUCGUCUGUGUGCGGAAUGUGGAGUUUCUGGGACACUGGCUGCACGUCUGAGCAGAAAUCGCAGCUUCAUUCGUGCCAAAAAAAAAGUCGAUGAAAGUCAGUAGACUGCAUGAGUGCUCAGGUCACAGUUGGCGAUUCAUAAGGACAACAGCAUUUGUCUCCUUUUACGAGACACAGUAAUCCUAAAGGCACAUUUCUUUUCUUAUUUGCUUUAACAUAACCGCAUGUCCCUUAACCAGUGCUUGCUGCAUUCAAUCCAAUCACAGACAGAAAACACCAGACAAACAGACAGGACAAACAGACAAAGACCAACUGGAAAUAAGGCUGACAGAUCUACAUUGGAAAUCGCUAUAACUGCUGUAUGUACUGUAUCUCUGAUACAAUGCACUCCAGAAUUUGGGGACAUUUUUUUGUUUAAAAACAUCUCAUUCCUGUAAGAUUUAGUGUCUGUUUCUAAGAAAGCAGCUGUCAAUUUCAUUAUGGCAUGAUUUAAGGUACUAUAUUGCAUUAUAAUUGUGCACACAUCUCCCUUUUUACUUCUACUUUAGAGAAUUUAAGAAAACUCUUUUUCUAUGGGAGUAAAUGUGAAUGGAACAAGUCAUACUUGAAGAUAAAAUUCAGCUGCAAACAUCUCAUCUCACCAGGAGAACAUUUUCAAAUUUCAAGAAAAAAUCUAUUUGCAGACAGUAAAUCUUAUUUAUUGCAGAUGUGUUUCUGUAGGAGUUGUGCUCUAAAGCAAAAUCUCAGUCCCACAUGCAGUUUUAAGAAACUAUUGAUUUAAACAAAUAAUGCCAGAUGACUGUAAGAGAAACCAUGUGAUUUGAAAAGCAGUUUUAGAAUAAAUUGUAAUAACCACAUUUUUAAAAGGUUUCCCUUAGUUUUUCACUGAGUGGCAGUAACAACUCUGUUUUUUAGAAGCUGUGUAGAAAUUCGUCUGCACAAUAUGACGUUCUCAGCUGUGGGUCUUGAGGUAGGACACAGGCAAGUGCAAUAACUCAUGUCUUGAUCCAGGGGUCGCAUUCAGGGUCUGUAACGAGGGUCAGAUUCGGAGUGCUUAAUUAUGGCCUUUUAUAAAGACGCCUUUUCCCACAAGUAAUAAUUCAUGGCUUGCCUGGCUGCAGGAGAGAGUGCUCCAGGAAAUCCUUUGUUUCACACAGCCGUGUGAGGAAACAGAGCAGGAGGGGAUGGUAUUAGGAGAGGGAAUGAGACAUGGAUGCACAUGCGAUUCACUGGAGUGACUUUCAGGUUUUCACCUCUGUGGAUCAGUUCAGAUCCCAGCAAUCUCUCACUGUGGACAUGUUGUCAAUAUUAGAGGCACACUAAACCUCAACAGUCUUUGCAGUCUCUGGUGAUUUGUUUGUGGACCAGGAAGAGAGGGGUAUUAAGAUCUGAAACCCCACUUUCUAAACCAUAAUAUGGAUUUAUAUGCCAAACUGCAAGUUAGUUGGCAAACCAUAAGUAAAUAAGAAGGCAAUACUCUCAUGCCUUUAAAUAAGACGUAGAUAAAAGAAAUGACCAAACAAAGGAUUUGACAGAAAAAACACUAUUUAAAAUAAAAUUAAAUAGCUUUCAUUUUUUUUAUUAGCAUUGGGAGAUUUCACAGGUAGAAACUACAGGAAAAGUUAAUUUAGAACCAAGAACAAGUGGCAGCGCUUCUGCAAAGGUUUGUGGAACUGCCCAACGGUGCUGGUGAAGCUGAAAGUCCGGCUUCUUUCAAGAAAUGUUGUCAUUUUCAUAUCCCACAGCUGAUCCCAUCAUUCAAGGGGGCUUGGUGGAUUAAAGGUCCUCCGACAUCAGAGAGAAAUCACUAAGAAAAGCUUUAGUUGUUUAAACCAGCCCUUACAGAAACAUGCAGAUGACAUUCAUUCUGCAGCACAACGUCCUGGCAGCUCAUCUACAGGGAUUAAACAAAACAAUUUCCCACAUGUGUUCUGUUCAUUUUUGGACUAUGUCCCUUGUGUUAGAAAACAAAUUAUGCAAGUUAUGGAUUUGGAAAGGCUAAAAAGGAUGUCUUGAUCACAUUGGUGCAGAAAUGAAUGGUUGUAAAUCAUUUAUUGAACAGUAACACGAUAUGUAGUUUCGUUUCAGGGCAGUUCAGUCUCAAAGACACAGGAGAGGAGAAAGGGGGAAGAUUAUGUUUUAUUUUUGCUCUUCUGUCCUCUUGGUCACAGGGAUAUCUGGUCAUUCCAAUCACAGUUUCUCCUGCCCUCCUCUUUAAUACCUUAACACAGCACACAUCUGACUCCAUGCCUUUCUUUAAACCUUUCUCCUGUCCUUGUCUGUGGUCAUUGCCCGUCAGCAGGUGUGCAAUCACGUAGGAAAGAAUGUCUUCUACCGUGGAGUGUAAGUUAUGUAAUAAUCUAAUGUAAAUAAACCAAUCCUGAAAACGAUA